Anopheles stephensi (Asian malaria mosquito) is the source of this 1699-nucleotide messenger RNA. RefSeq lists its product as uncharacterized. The record is from RefSeq and is a predicted model, not a curated record. NCBI's taxonomy places the organism in Eukaryota, Metazoa, Arthropoda, Insecta, Diptera, Culicidae. The transcript has 3 exons. Gene Ontology annotation, molecular function: nucleic acid binding; zinc ion binding. Bases 451 to 1542 code for a protein of 363 amino acids.
UGAUCGUGAUAGGACGUAAGUCUGGAACAGUUUAAUAAACGAACAACUCUACAUUUGGCGCAGCCGGUAGGAUCGAGAGGAAGAACGGAGGAACAAUUGAAGACAAGCAACAAAACACCAAUGAUGGAAUGAUUGUGGGACACAUCGAUAAAAUACCGGUAGAGUUCCUUAUCGAUUCAGGAGCAAUGAUAAAUACAAUAACAGAAAAAGUAUGGGAAAAAUUAAUUGGUAGCAGGGCCAAGGUAUUUAACAUGUAAACGUGCAUUUAUUCGAAAAGCUCAAAUGUCAAAGUUUGACAGUUGGUGUUGUGAUGCAACCUGGUGAAUUAUGAAAUAUAGAAUUCAAUUUCCGUUGAGAAGACAAAGGAGAAACACGCACAUUUCGGCGUCUUGUGUUAUUUAGUUUAUUUUUGGAAAGUUUACAACUCAGAAGUGGGAUUUACUCAUUAAAAUGCCUACAAAGGAUCAGAUGAUAUGUGUGUUAUCUGAUGCGGGUGUAGAAUACCCAGCUACUGCUACACUUGGCCAAAUCCGAAACCUAUACGAAGCCGUGAUGCCGGCGAAAACUGAAGAAAUCGAAAUGGAUUCGGGGAAUACGAAGAAAACACCAUCAAACGUUAGUGAAGAAAAACGGGCCGAGGACAACAGUGUGGCAAAUAUCGCACUUCAAGAAAAAAUAGAUCAGCUAGAGCUAGAGAAAAAGCUGCUGGUCUUACAAAAGGAAGUUUCGGAGAUGAAACUACAGAGCAAAGCAGAGAAAAACGAACCUGAUUUUAAGACGAUUGAAAGUUUGGUUCCCCCGUUCAGCGGACAAAAUGGCGUUGAUAUUGUGAUGUGGUUCGAAGAACUGGAAAGAGUUUUUGGAUUGCUCAGCGUUGACGAAAAACAGAAGCUGGUAACAACUCUUCGACUGCUUUCUGGGACAGCUCAAGAAAUUGCUCGUUCGUCGGGACUAUUCGACUACAGCUCUCUGAAACAAACGCUCAUCGACACUUUUCAACAAACAUACUCUGUUGAAAGUGUGUAUCACCAGUUACGUUGCCGCCGCCUGUCUACAUCAGAAUCGAUCAUCAAAUACUUCAUCGAUAUGAAGAGCAUUGCUAGAAAAGCAAAAAUCCCUGAAGGUGAACUGAUUGACAUCAUUAUCGAAGGAAUAGAUGAUCCGGUCAAUACUGCCGCUAUGCGUUUCGCCGCUCGUCGAAUGGAUGAUCUCCUACCUAUGCUAAAGAGAUAUGAAGAAAUACGAUCACGCCAUCCACCACCAUCUGCACCAACGGAUAAACGAUAUGUUCGCAACGCAUCGGGUAACAGCGAGCAAAUAAAGUGCUACAACUGUCUGCAGCUAGGGCAUUAUCAGAGUCAAUGUCAACGACCUCAACGUCCCUAUGGAUCGUGCCUUCGGUGUUCACAGACGGGCCAUUCACAUCGAGAAUGUCCAAGCCGUAGUAAAAUACCAGCCGCCGCUGUUAAUCCAACAAACGAGAACUCGGGCUUUUUACAACAAAUUCAAGCCAUGCAGGAGGAAGCCCCAGAAGUUUUAUAAAUGAAAAUUUGGUUCCUCCAUGCCUCUUGAAACAACCGGAAAAUUCAGGAUAUUGCGGUUUAGGUAACAGUGCGCUACUAUCGCUUGGACAAACUGAUUGUCGAAUUAAACAUCAAAAGAAUGAAAUAAUACAUGAGUUUAUUAUCUUACCGAAAAA